Messenger RNA from Parathielavia appendiculata, 861 nucleotides. Its product is annotated as S-adenosyl-L-methionine-dependent methyltransferase. The record is from RefSeq and is a predicted model, not a curated record. The annotation marks the transcript as partial. The transcript has 4 exons. Gene Ontology annotation, molecular function: methyltransferase activity. Lineage: Eukaryota; Fungi; Ascomycota; Sordariomycetes; Sordariales; Chaetomiaceae.
UCGCGAGACUACAACUCCGCUUCGCGCAACACCAGCGUCAAGUACGGCGAGACGGUGGCCAAGUUAUUUGGCUACAGUGCCGACGAGCUGGCCAACAUACCCCAGGACGCCAACCUUGGCCUGAGUUGCGGCAAGCCACUGUCUAUUGCCAGUUUGAAGGAGGGCGAGACCGUCAUCGACCUCGGCAGCGGCGCCGGCUUCGACGCCUCAACCAAAGUCGGCCCCUCAGGUCGCGCAAUCGGCAUUGACAUGAUCGAUGACAUGCUCGCCCGCGCGAAUCAGAUCCUCUCCACCUCCACGUCCCCAACCAAAUCCAACAUCACCUUUCUCAAAGCCAACAUCACCUCCCUGCCGGUGCCGCCUGAUACGGUGGACUGCGUCAUAUCCAACUGUGUCAUCAACCUAGUCCUUGCCGCCGACAAGCCCGCCGUGAUUGCCCGAAUGUACCGCGUUCUGAAGCCUGGCGGACGGGUCGCCGUGUCGGAUAUCAUCGCCAAGAAAGCGCUGCCGGAGGGGUUGAAACGGUAAAUGGCACUUUAUGUGGGGUGUAUUGCUGGGACGAGUGAAGUGGAUGGAUAUGAAGGGUGGCUGAAGGCGGUUAAGGUUUAUGAGGUGGUGACUGUGGAUACAGGUGCGGAUUUGAAUGUCUACUUGGAGACGGGCCAAGAUGGUGAGAAUAAAGGAGGUUGCUGCGCGCCAGCUGAUGCACCGGCUGAGGCGUGUGGGAAGUCCACUGAGAUGGCGAGCAGUGGAUGCUGUGUUCCCAAGGGAGUAACAGCUGGCAAGAUGGAUCUCAAUGAGUUUGUUGGUAACGUGAGUGAAUGUUCCAGACAUCAAGGAUUCAGAAUUCAGACAUUGAAA